AUGUCAUCAAUUGCUAUUGUAUGUUCGUGUUGUUGCUGUGGCGGUCUGGAGACGCCUGAGCAGCUGUGCGACCACGUUUCGACUGUUCAUGGAUGCCCGGCGCCGAUCUACGAACAGACCUUCGAAGACGAAUCGCAGUUGCAGAAGAAAGAAAGCCGCCGCUGGACAUGGGAGUCUCCCAACGACAUAACUCAUGCUGAGGUCGACCGUAUUCUGACAAACAGAAAAUGGUGCUUACUUGAGAAAUCGGUAGGCUCAUCAUUCUGUACUGCUUCCGAUCACCGCCUUCUUCGUGUAAAAACUCGAUUCAUCUGCAAGCUAGAAAAGAACUCUCUUCAUCGACCACAAGGAGAAAGUCUAGCUGUAUACGAAGAGAACAUUCUGAGCGAAGUCCUGUCCAAACGUGACUGGCAGAUUAAAGAAGACCCGACCGAAGACUACGAGCCGCUCGUCGAAAGACUGAAAAGCUGUGCCGAAUUCGCCUCAGUUCCUCAAGCAAGAAGAUCGGAUUGCAUCUCCAUCACUACUAAGGAGUUACUCGAAAAGAGAAGGAAACUGAAGCUUGAUCCUAGAAGACUUACAACGGUACAAGCAGAAGAAAAUACUGGAAGCAGCAGAGAAAAGAAGCAAUCUAAAAAAAUGCCGUCGGCGUGGCUUUCUGAGGUCGAAGAUUGCCGUACCGAAGGUGGGUACGUUGGUUCCGAAGAAGGACCAUCUGAUCAAGAGAAGGAGUACUAUCUUCUAUGUCGAGUUCGUUUAUCGCCAAGGUUGAAAAGGCGUCGUCUUUCGGAAUCGAUCAGAUUUUCUGAAGCUGAUUGCAGCACGGUAUCGUGUACAGCGUUCAUUCAUGUUAUGGAGAGGAUUGACGGAUCAGACAUGAAGCGUACCUCACUAAGGCUGAAAAACGCAGUUGACGAUAACAGUACUGGUAACGAUGUGAAUGCGGUUCUUGCUGAUUUAGCCGUCGAUAUUCAUGCGUUCAAGGAGCGACAAUGUGCCAUUGUGAACUGA
Messenger RNA from Angiostrongylus costaricensis, 1011 nucleotides. The record is from the annotation of a GenBank genome assembly. NCBI's taxonomy places the organism in Eukaryota, Metazoa, Nematoda, Chromadorea, Rhabditida, Metastrongylidae.